Molecule: messenger RNA, 2688 nt
Organism: Hypomesus transpacificus
Lineage: Eukaryota; Metazoa; Chordata; Actinopteri; Osmeriformes; Osmeridae
Product: deoxynucleoside triphosphate triphosphohydrolase SAMHD1-like
Exons: 13
Coding region: 33-1499 (488 amino acids)
Biological process (GO): dGTP catabolic process; defense response to virus; regulation of innate immune response
Cellular component (GO): nucleus
Molecular function (GO): dGTPase activity
Source: RefSeq, a predicted model, not a curated record
UGUUCAAUGAUCCCAUACAUGGGCUUGUGCCAAUGCACCCUUUGCUGGUCCGCAUCAUUGACACACCCCAGUUCCAGAGGCUUCGCUACAUCAAGCAGCUUGGAGGGGCCUGCUACGUCUAUCCUGGGGCCUCCCACAACCGCUUUGAGCACUCCAUAGGAGUGAGUCACCUGGCAGGGAGACUGGUCAAGGAGCUGAAAGAUCAGCAGCCAGAACUUCAAAUCACUUGCAGAGACUUCCUCUGUGUGCAGAUUGCUGGCCUCUGCCAUGACCUGGGACAUGGCCCUUUCUCCCAUUUGUUUGAUGGGAUGUUUAUGCCCAAAGUUUGUCUUGAAAGUGAAAAGAAAGAGAAAGAGGGACAAGUGGGAGGAGAGGGAGAAGAGGGAAAAAAGGAAGAAGAGGAUGAAGUGGACAGAAGAAAGAAGAUGAAAAAAUGGAAGCACGAGAAAGCGUCCGUGACCAUGUUUUACCACCUUGUCAAGCAAAAUAACUUGGAGGAUGUCAUGAAGCAGCAUGGUCUGGUCCUGCCUAUUGACCGGGUCUUCAUCGAGGAACAAAUUGCUGGACCAAUUGACCCAACCAUUGUGGAGUGGCCUUACGAAGGCAGAACAGUGGAGAAGUCCUUCCUGUACGAAAUCAUAGCCAACAAGAGAAACGGUGUUGAUGUUGAUAAAUGGGACUACUUUGCCAGGGACUCAUACUACCUAGGUCUUCAGAGUAACUUUGACCAUGACCGCUAUAUCAAAUUUGCCCGAGUCUGCAAGGUGGAUGGGGAGUCUCAGAUCUGUACUAGAGACAAGGAAGUGGACAACCUGUAUGACAUGUUCCACACCAGAUUCAGCCUCCACAGACGAGCCUACCAGCACAGAGUGGUAGAAGUCAUUCAGCUCAUGAUCAGAGAUGCCCUUGUCGAAGCAAAUCCUUUCAUCUUGAUUGAAGGCUCUGGGGGGGGAAUGUUCAGAAUGUCAGAGGCCAUAGAUGACAUGGAGGCCUACACUAAACUCACAGACCAUGUGUUUGAGCAGAUCCUCCACUCCCCCUCUACUGACCUGGAUAAGGCAAGAAAGAUUCUAGAGAGAAUCACCCACCGACAUCUCUACAAGUGUGUGGGCCAGAUCUUACAGGUGUGGGGGGGUAUAAAGGACAAGGUCAAGGGCAACUUGGAGGACAAGGUCAUGGACAAGGUCAAGAAAUGGCAAAGUGACGUGGCGAGUCAAAGGAAUUUGGAUGCGAAUGACUUUGAACUCCGUGUCAUCAAAAUGGACUAUGGGAUGAAGGAGGACGACCCCAUUGACCAAAUGCGCUUCUACAGUAAGGAGACUACCAAAGCUUUCAAAAUCUCCAAAGACCAGGUGUUAAACCUCAGGCCCGAGAGCUUUUCACAGCAUCAGAUCAGGAUCUACUAUAAGAAGGAGACUGAUGAAGAGACUAUAAAGGCCAUUAAGGAUGACUGGAGCAGCAACUUCCCCAAAUCACAGGAUGAACCCCAGAAUGAGUGAGGGCCAGAACAGAAGAUCAGGAGAACCAAGGAAUAAAGAAAGUCUGAGCGUUCUCCCCAGAGAGCUCUCUUCUCAAAUGAUGAAGCACAGUGAUAUUUAGUAGGUGUCUACUGUGCAUUGUGCUGUGGAACAGAUGUGUAACUUGUCUUAUUGUUAAACUGCUACGCUUCUUGAAACUGCAUCCAAGACUUUCACCCACUGGUGCACUUGUGUACAUGGUUGAGUGACAAAACUGAUUGGUUUGAUCUGAUUGUUUUAAUGGAGUUGAUGACAGUUAUUAAGAUGCAAAAAAAGAAAUGUCACUGAGUCAGCCCUGUUCAAUCACUUUAUUCACUUUCUGCCUUAUCUCCAAUCACUGAGUUGUCAUCUCUUCCAUGUAGUUAAGAUUAUUUUUAUGUAAAAAAAACCCUUAAGAUUUAAGAAUGGUUUAUUGUUAGAUGAAAAUUAUUUGGAAUGCAAGCAUCAAAAAUGUUUCUUUAUUUUUGUGUUUUUUGGGGGUAGAAGAUAUGUUGAUUCAGUCUGGGAUUUGAAACCAAGUUAACAUAAUCGUAGCCUACAUAUUCAAUAUUGACUAUUCAAAUAUUUUAACGGAUGUGGGCUGAGCAUUUCAAUAUGUUAUUCCAAUGACUGUUCACCCUGCGUCUCAUUUUAGUGUUUAGUUUAAGUUUGUCUCCCUCUACAGGAUGAGAUAGUGGUCAAUAGGCCCAAGUGUGACUUCCUGGGUGCAAAAAGCUUUUCUUGCAGAUUAGUUCUUGGGAUCCUGAUUUCUUUCCACAUUUGUUAAUUUUUUGUACUAGUCUUUUAAUCUAGAACAUGAAAACUGACUAAAAUAUUAAAAAAUACAUUUUUGGUUUUCAACUACAACAAUUGUGGACAUUCCACUUCUUGAGACCCAACAAUGACAUGGCACGUCCAAACAUUAUGUAUGAGAGCAGGAAACCCUUUAGUCAGCUACCAACAGGAAACAGUUGAAAAUGGCACACAAUGGUAAUUUCACGUUGAUUCAUCCAGUACACAUCCAGUACACAUGCUUUAGUUAGCUGAACAGCGAGUCAGCAGAACCUCCUCUCUGCCCAGGUGUCCAAGCUCCUGCCUGAGAGGUUUGCUCCUGCCUGAGAGGCAUGUUCUUCAGAAGAUUUGAUCAUUUAGAAAGGGGGCCUUGCUUGUGUUGAUCAAAUGAAAUAAAAAG